AUAUGGCGGGUAGUAUUGACAUGGACAUACCAGAAACAGGAGCUGUAUUCACAUUUGGACGUAGCCGAUUUGCUGAUAAUUUACCAAGUCAUUUUUAUAUUCGAAAUGAUCCUAUUUUGGAAGUAGCUUGUGGAGAUGAACAUACAGCUGUUAUUUGCCAGAAAGGUAGAGUGUUUGUAUUUGGGAAUAAUGAUUAUGGCCAACUUGGUCUUGGUCACAAGAAUGUUACAGUAAAACCAAGCUGCGUGAAAAGUCUGAAGCCAGAAAAGGCUACUCAUGUCGCAUGUGGAAGAGCACACACAUUACUUAGUACAAGUAAGUUUGUGUUAAACUUACACACACCUGUAGUCAUGCUAUAUUAAUCAUACAUUCAUACAUUCUUGAAAAGAGACUAUACAACACAGAAUUUUGAGUCAAAAUACAUAUUGCAAAUGUUCAACUUGUGAAAUGUAGUAUGCAGUUUGGGUUGUUUGGUUUUUUAUUGCUUUCCUCUUAUGCCCAGAGUUCUGUAUGUUUAAAUUUGAGCAUAUGUUAUCUAUAAGUUGUUCAAUCAAGCAACAUGUGUAAGUGUUACAGAGGGAGUCCCAAGAGGGACAUAGUAUUGGUCAUUCUAAGGAAAUAAAGUGUAGGUAUAUGUAGUUCCUAUUCUGAAUGGUUUCUGAGUUAAGAAUUAUUUAAAUUGUUGAUAAGAAAGAGAUAUUAUGUACAGUUCCUAAUACUGAUUUUUAUUGCUCAAGUGACAAAGUUGGAACAGUUUACCUAGUAUAUAACAUUUUUGAAAAUUCCA
Molecule: messenger RNA, 787 nt
Organism: Cryptotermes secundus
Lineage: Eukaryota; Metazoa; Arthropoda; Insecta; Blattodea; Kalotermitidae
Product: X-linked retinitis pigmentosa GTPase regulator-like
Exons: 4
Coding region: 3-362 (119 amino acids)
Source: RefSeq, a predicted model, not a curated record